AGGACGCAGGCAGAGCAACUAAAUACGGAGAAUUUGGAAUCAAGUGGACCGGACCGAUCGCUUCUCUGGCCAAGAUACAGAGUGAGAGAGAGGGUCCAAAAAAAAACAAAAACAACAACAACAACAAAGAAUGGCAGGAGCAAGCAGAUUGCUGAGGAUUAGCAGAGCUCUCCAAUCAGAUCACCACCCUCCCUCUUCCUCUUCCUCUUCUACUUCCAAUUCUUGUCGUCUCCCGCGUCCCAGGUUUUUGACUGUUGGAGGAGAGAAAAGCAUUCCACCCGGCUGCCAGGGGAAGAAGAGGGUGGCGGCCGUCUCUCCAGACGCCGCGGUGAUUUCACCUGAAAAGAAGCACGAGCCUUCUUUGUUCGAAAAGGGAAUGGAGAUUGUGGAUCUCUCAUCUUCUCGCAUAGCUCAGGUGGCAAGGCUGGCUCUGACACUCUUCGGUCCGCUGCCGCAGGAGGCUACAAAGGGCUUUUGUACUGCACAUUCCGAGAUGCUCGUCGAAACGGGGAUCGCGCGAUGCCAAUCCUUCACACUGAUCGCGGUUGCGGGAUCCCUGAUCGGCUCAGUCUUGUGCUUCGUUGAGGGUUGCUUCCUUGUUCUGGAGACAUUUUUUGAGUAUUUCCAAAUGAUAUCACAAGGGCUGGAUCAAGAAGGUAUCUUACAACUACUCAUCGAAGCCAUAGAUAUGUUUCUUGUUGGAACUGCCCUGCUUACUUUCGGGAUGGGGUUGUAUGUCAUGUUUUCUGGCUCGGCCAACACGAAACGGAAUAGAGGAUGGCAAAUUGCCGAAUCCAGCCUUGGCUCAUUUAACCUCCAGAAGCUUGCAAAGAGUAUGGAGAUGCAGUCCAUAAGAGAGGCAAAAUCAAGAAUUGGGCAUGCUAUACUUUUGCUGCUUCAAACAGGAGUGCUAGAAAAGUUGAAGAACGUGUCCCUGGCCAGUUGCUUGGACCUAGCUUGCUUUGCCGGAGCUGUAUUCGUCUCCUCAGCUUGUAUUUUCCUCCUCUCCAAGCUCACAACGCAACGAAGCAAAAGUACAUGGAUAUAAUUCAUCACAGGUUACCAGAUUAGGAAAACAACUGCAGGACUCUUCUCAUCGGAACAGGUUGCCCGGGUGAUAGAACAUAGGCUUGAAGACGACUGAGUGGUGGCGGUCGUUUAAAUUUAAAUCAUUCUUCUUCAAUCCAAAUUUAGUUUUCAUAGCAACGUAAUUAAUCAAUAGCUUUUUUCUUUUUUUUUUUUUGUUUAAGGGGUGGGAGUGAGGGGUGUUCGGGGGUUGAGAAAUUUGACAGUAACUGACGCAGUGAUAGAGCAGUUACAGAGAAAACAGAACAGAGAUGCCUUAUUUUUCUUGAUAGUUUUCUCCCAGCCUUCUUUUACAUCUAGAGACGAGGGAAGAUAAGCUUUUCAGAUGAACGUACUACAUCUGCAUAACCACAAUUCAGUACUGUUUACAUGGCUAAAAGAGUCAUGCCCUUUUUCCCUUCGCUUCUUGGUACAGUCCAUCGAUAAAGUCCUGGAAUCAUUAUUUCGCAUGAAGAGAAAUGAUGACAAAAAGGAAUUACAAAUGACAUAUAACAACUGUUAAUUACCAAGAAACCGAUGUAUCACGUUGAGUCUUCCUACCUUGUAAUAUUUGAGCAACUGCGGCCUCUUCAAUUUAAAGGUCGGAGUAAUCAGGUCUCUCUCAAUGUCAAAUGGUAUUGGUUCGAGAUGAACUGCUUUCAAUAGCUCAAAUCCUCUAAGCUGUGGUGAUCAAAUUUAAUGGCAAGUCAAGUCAUGACUCACA
Messenger RNA from Elaeis guineensis (African oil palm), 1789 nucleotides. RefSeq lists its product as uncharacterized. Lineage: Eukaryota; Viridiplantae; Streptophyta; Magnoliopsida; Arecales; Arecaceae. The record is from RefSeq and is a predicted model, not a curated record.